CAUAACAAAAGAAACCUUCCUUGAGGUGACAGUGCUGAAGUGUAAGCCGCUUCUGAAGGAAAUUAACCGGGCUGAUCCCGGCGCUAACCCAUUGCUUGUUUGUCACAUAAGGGAACAUUGCUCUGGGACCUGGGCGGCUGCCGUGCUGUGACAUCUGUGUGACGCCCUGAUAGUCGAGCGCCUACAACCAGGAAGUUCCAUUCAGCCUGACAGCUCGGCUGCGUCUUCAGGGAAUAGACGGAAUCACCAUGCUGGGCUCUGGUUUUAAGGCUGAACGCCUUAGAGUCAAUUUAAGGCUUGUUAUAAACCGACUGAAACUCCUAGAGAAGAAAAAAACUGAGUUGGCACAAAAGGCUAGAAAGGAGAUUGCUGACUAUUUGUCCACUGGAAAGGAUGAGAGAGCGCGGAUCCGUGUGGAGCACAUCAUACGUGAAGAUUAUCUGGUGGAGGCAAUGGAGAUUCUUGAACUAUACUGUGACUUGCUUCUGGCACGGUUUGGAUUAAUUCAGUCUAUGAAAGAACUGGAUCCUGGCCUGGGAGAAGCAAUUUCUACACUUAUCUGGGCUGCCCCACGCUUGCAAACUGAAGUUACUGAGCUUAAAAUAGUUGCAGAUCAGCUUUGUGCAAAGUACAGCAAGGAGUAUGGCAAGCUUUGUAGGACAAACCAAAUUGGCACAGUCAAUGAACGGCUAAUGCACAAGCUGAGUGUAGAGGCUCCUCCAAAAAUCCUAGUGGAAAGAUAUUUAAUUGAGAUUGCCAAGAAUUACAAUGUUCCAUAUGAACCGGAUUCUGUUGUUAUGUCUGAAGUCCCUGCUGGAGUUGAAGCUGAUCUGAUAGAUGUUGGCUUUUCAGAUGAUGGGAAGAAAGGUGGCAGUGGUGGAGGAGGAGGUGGAGGGUUUGGUAUACCAUUACCAAUGGUUGCUGCUAUGCAGAUGCCAACACCUUCUAUUCCAUUUGCCUACCCUGCACCUGGAGGGCAGGACCCAAUCAGUGGAGCACCAGUAGGAAUCUACCAGCCUUUUGGCAACUUUAAUCCUCCUGCAAUGGGUGGUAUGCCACCACCUGUCCCUUCCAUGCCACCCACAUAUGAUACUAUUGAGAAUUUUGGACCACAAGCAAAUAAUCUACCUACAGCUGGUCCCGGUAAUAAUGUGCCUCCUGUUGCCAAACCAAGAACAAAAACUCCUGAUAACUUUGUUCUUCCUGAGCUGCCUUCUGUUCCUGAUACAUUACCAGCCACAUCUGUAGGAACAAGCGCAUCCACCUCAGAAGAUAUUGACUUUGACGAUCUGUCACGCAGAUUUGAAGAGCUUAAAAAGAAAUCUUAAAGGGGAAGUCAAUCUCUCUUUCCCACAGGAAGCCUGAUACCUGUUGUCUUUAAAAUCAAAUACUACAUAUUUCAAGACUCACGUGAAACUGCUGGUUGUUGGGCUUAAAAGGUGUGUUAAGGAAGGAAUGCAGCAGCAGAACAGUUUUACAGUUGUUAUUAUUUCAGAAGGCUUUGUCCUGUGCGACCAUAGCAAGAUGGUCAAUGAUGCAUUUGACUGUUAAUGAUCUGUUAUCUUGUUUGAUCUUGAGGUCUGUGCUGAGAAUUCUACCUUUUCCUAGGAUAUCCAGCCCUAUCUUUUAACCCAACUUGCUCCCACGUUUGCCAUGGGACUGAGAAAUUUGUCUUUCACUCCUAAUGAGCUGCUCAGGCUGCUUGAUUUUCUUACUUUGUAAAUAACAUUUAUUAAGUUAGGCUUGAUUUUGCUUGCACUCCUUUAAAUAAAGUUGUGGCCUUUUCUUCA
Molecule: messenger RNA, 1790 nt
Organism: Xenopus laevis (African clawed frog)
Lineage: Eukaryota; Metazoa; Chordata; Amphibia; Anura; Pipidae
Gene: ist1.L
Product: increased sodium tolerance 1 homolog L homeolog
Exons: 10
Coding region: 249-1328 (359 amino acids)
Biological process (GO): intracellular protein localization; protein transport
Cellular component (GO): nuclear envelope; centrosome; midbody
Source: RefSeq, a predicted model, not a curated record